AUGUCUCCGGUCGAGCAAAACAAUGCUGCCCCUUCUGUUGCGACUACUUGGCUCGAACGCCUGGAAGCUGCAAGCGUGGCCGGCAAUGUAGAGGCGUUUGUCUGUCUCUGGGUCACAGAUGAUUUGUUAUGCUUCUCAUGGGAUCUUCGAUGCCUCAACGGACGCGAGAAGAUUACCUCAUACCUUGUCGAACCCUCUGGAGAGAAUGAGACCACCAGGCUGUCACUCGCAUGUCUGUACGACUUCCGUGUGGCGUCUGCUUCGACGCUGGGCCCUCCAUUGUUUUCUAUCAAUCCGUACAACCCGGCUGCUCGUGGCGUGCAGGGAAACUUUGAAUUUGUUCUUGCCUCCCCGCCCGGUAAAGGCCGGGGAUUUCUGCGUCUCAUUGAAGAAUCACCCUCAGAGUGGAAAGCGACGACUGUCUUGAUGUGCAUGGAUGAUAUAACAGGCCAUGAAGAAUCGCGGACGAGACCGCUAGGAUUUUAUCCAGAUCUUUCUACUUGGGAUGAAGUACUUGCACGGCGAGCCGCUGCAAUUUCGCAUGAUCCCACGGUCCUCAUAGCUGGUGACGGGCUUACAGGUCUCACCCUGGCCGCUCGGCUGGGCAGGAUGGGUAUAGGUGCUCUCGUCGUGGAAAAGGAUGAACACAUAGGGGAUGUUUGGAGAAAGAGAAAAACAUUCCCGAAAUUUAUCUCCAAGAAUAAGCUCGCUGACUUCCUCGAAGCGUACGCUACUGGCGAAGACCUCGUCAUUUGGACGUCUAGCAAGCUCCUGCCCACUCCGAAGUACGACGAGGUCACCAAACGCUGGACUGUCACCAUCGAUCGCAAAGGUGAAGAGACGAUCGUCAGACCGAAACACAUCAUUUUGGCCACUGGGAUUGGGAAGCCGCACCAUCGGGAUGCGUCUCGUUUCAAGGGAAAGCGGGCUGUAGUAAUUGGUGCGGUACGUAGUGUUCAAGGACUCUGCGUGAUGGGAACUGUAACGCGGCUGCGGAUCAUCUGCAUCGAUUUCGUGCACAAUGGUGCAGAGAGCGUGACGAUGAUCCAACGCAGCGCGACAUGCGUCACCGCGGGGAGCACCACGGACAAGCUCGUAUACAGUGUCACAUACAACGAGAAAUUCGACAUCGAAGACGCGGACUUUGCGAACCAGUCAAUGCCGCUGCGCUUUGCGCUCAAGCUGGCCGCGGCGGGCGGCACCGCGCGCCAGAAAGCAAUAGAUAAGGAGCUCUUUGAGGGCCUGGAAAAGGCUGGCUUUCGCCUGACAUGGCAGCUGGAGGAGGGCGGGCCGGAGGUAGGCGUACUGGGCUUCGUGGCGGAAAGGCUUGCGGGGGGUUCGCUGAUGGACUGGGGAUGUGGCCAGCUCAUAAUCGAUGGCAAGGUUAAGGUUAAUCACGGCAAUGUCAAUGGGUUAGAUGAACAGAACGCGCUGUUCUUAGAUGGGUCGAGCAUCCCCGCAGACCCCGCCAUCGCCAACGUUAUCGACCUCUUCGGGCCUUCGAUAAUGUCUAAGAUUGGGCACGAGGUGUGGGGGCUCGAUGACGAAGGCGAAUUCCGAGCAUGCUACCGACCGUCGGGGCAGCCCGGGCUCUGGAUCGCGAUGGGUACAUUUCAACAUUGCCGGUUCCUCGGGAAGAGGCUUAUCCAGUCGGAGGAGCUUGGGUUGAAGUAG
Laetiporus sulphureus 93-53 is the source of this 1674-nucleotide messenger RNA. Its product is annotated as nucleotide-binding domain-containing protein. The transcript has 11 exons. Bases 1 to 1674 code for a protein of 557 amino acids. Gene Ontology annotation, molecular function: flavin adenine dinucleotide binding; monooxygenase activity. The record is from RefSeq and is a predicted model, not a curated record. Lineage: Eukaryota; Fungi; Basidiomycota; Agaricomycetes; Polyporales; Laetiporaceae.